Morus notabilis is the source of this 1188-nucleotide messenger RNA. RefSeq names its product vesicle transport v-SNARE 13. Gene Ontology annotation, cellular component: Golgi apparatus; late endosome membrane; ER to Golgi transport vesicle membrane. Gene Ontology annotation, molecular function: SNAP receptor activity; SNARE binding. NCBI's taxonomy places the organism in Eukaryota, Viridiplantae, Streptophyta, Magnoliopsida, Rosales, Moraceae. The transcript has 6 exons. The record is from RefSeq and is a predicted model, not a curated record. Bases 336 to 1001 code for a protein of 221 amino acids. Gene Ontology annotation, biological process: intracellular protein transport; vesicle fusion; vesicle-mediated transport.
ACUACCAACCAACAUGUCGCUACAACUGUCAAGUUUUCCGACGCCACCGUCCUCGAGGGUGUGACUUUAUCAUCGCCCUUCUUUGCCUUUUUGCUUACACCACCCAUUCUGCCUCCAUUUACACGCGCACUGUCGUUUCGGUUGUUCCGAAGAACUCCGCCACCUUCCAGAAGAAUCCACCGUCCUUCGCAUCGUCUCCGGCGAUCUCUGAAAUUCCUGUCAAAGUAUUCGACCAUCCGAUCUUCUGAGUUUCGUAACAUCCUUUUGUUCCUCAGUCUUGAGAUCGUUCGAAUCUGUUCAGCAAUUGCGUGGAAGCAGAGAAACAAUUAGGGAAGAUGAGUGAAGUAUUCGAGGGGUACGAGCGCCAGUACUGCGAGCUCUCGGCCAAUCUUUCAAAAAAGUGUACGACGGCUGGUGCUCUUGAUGGAGAGCAAAAGAAGCAAAAAGUUUCAGAAAUAAAGACUGGAAUUGAUGAAGCUGAAUCUUUGAUUCGUAAAAUGGACUUGGAGGCAAGAAGCUUGCAGCCCAAUGUUAAGGUAGUGCUUCUGGCUAAGUUGAGGGAGUAUAAAUCAGACCUGAACAACCUGAAAAGUGAGGUCAAAAGACUUGUAUCUGGAAACUUAAAUGCUGCUGCCCGUGAUGAAUUGCUACAGUCGGGAAUGGCUGAUACUUUGACGGCCUCAGCGGAUCAGAGAGCAAGAUUAUUGAUAUCGACUGAGAGAUUAAACAAGACUAGUGAUAGAAUUAAGGAAGGCAGGAGAACCAUGCUGGAAACGGAAGAUCUUGGUGUUUCUAUUCUUCAUGAUUUGCAUUCACAGAGACAGUCUCUCUUACAUGCUGAUAACGCGCUUCAUGGGGUGGAUGACAACAUAGGAAAGAGCAAGAGAAUUUUGACCUCCAUUUCAAGGAGGAUGAGCAGGAACAAGUGGAUGAUUGGCUCGAUUAUUGCGGUUCUUGUCAUCAUUAUCCUUGUGAUUCUAUACUUCAAACUGUUUAAAUAGAGGACAUGGUUGUUUCCUUGGUCUUUGGUGUGCGUCUUUCCAAGAGAUGUCUUCCUUUUCUUCCCCACUACUUUCUUUUCCCUUUUUAUGAGUUUGCAAUUGAGUGCUAACGUGUGCAUCAAUGACAAUAUUAUUAUGUAUCGUGCUGGCUUUAUUGAAUGCAUGCUUACUUGAUUUGUCUUUGUUA